Raphanus sativus (radish) is the source of this 1901-nucleotide messenger RNA. RefSeq names its product eukaryotic translation initiation factor 4G. Bases 386 to 1753 code for a protein of 455 amino acids. The transcript is spliced from 4 exons. The record is from RefSeq and is a predicted model, not a curated record. Lineage: Eukaryota; Viridiplantae; Streptophyta; Magnoliopsida; Brassicales; Brassicaceae.
AGUCGGUGGAGCCUUUGGUUCCUCUCCCACCACACAUUAUUGUAAUCACAGCAUGCCAAGUAAGGAUGGAGAGGUAUUUGUGAUUGGAGGAGGCCGAUUGAGACAGGAGAGAAUCACAAAAGUCGCGAGGGACUUUGACUGUUUGCAUUCCCGAAUAUUACUAGAGAUUCAUUCAUUUUCUUCUGUUGCAGGUCCGUCUUCCUCUCAUAGCAUAACUCCCUCGCCUGUCUCUGUAAGAUGCCAGCUUCGGUACCUAAAAAGGAUCUACCUGCAAGUGGGAAGGGAAGGUAACAGCGAAGCAAGCUGCUACUUGAGAAAAACUUGAGUCACCUAAAGCAAAGGCCACAGGGAGUAGUAGUUAACAUUGCUCUGUCACAAAAGGACAAUGGAGGCAGGAGGUUUGUUGAGCUUUUUACAGAAGUCGAAAACUUGCUCUGUCUUCGGUGUAUCAAAUUCGUCUGUGGAGACUGCUCCAGUUGCAACAACUGAAAUCGGAAGAGGGCAAAUAGUGAAUGAGUCGUGUAAGGUGGUAUCAUCCUCUCAUAAUGUGACUGAGGAUAAACCUGUAUUUGAAUCGAACUUUAGAAGAAAUACUUCUACCAGAGGAAAGAAAAGGAUAAAGGAAAUUCUUCAGAAAUCAGAUGCCGCGGGGACAACGUCUGAUCUUUAUAAUGCUUACAAAGGGCCUGAAGAAAAGAAAGAUUCAGCACUGCCUCCUGAGAGUUCAGAUGUAGCCCUUGUUUCUACACCGAAGCUGGAAAGUGUUCACGCAAAGCCAGGUUCGGCCAGACACGGCCGCAGCAAUACGGAAAAGAAAUACUCCCUCGAUUUCCUCCUUAAGUUCCAAGACCUGUUUACUGCCCUCCCUGAGGGCUUUGCCGUUUCUCCUGAUUUUGCUAGUGCCUUGUUUGUUGCUAAUAUCGGUUGGUCUCAUCAUGACCAUGACUCGUAUCCGACCCCUGUAAUUAUUAUGGAUCGUCAAGGGCGUAGUGGUCGGUUAGGUCAAGGAGGAAACUCGGUAGCUCUAAGAAAUCCUCGUAUGCAGGAACCGAUUAUGUCUACACCGAUGCAACAUGUGGAUCCUAUGGGAGGAAUGCGUAGAAAUGCUCCCGACUUAGAAAGAAGGCAACAAAAAGGACUUUUUUCCUCUCCGCAUACUCCUAUGCAGUUGAUGCACAAAGCCGAGAGAAAGAACCAAUUAGGUACGGUUACAGAUGAUGAUGAAGAACAAGAGAGAAUGAAAGUUGAAGGGCUAAUUCCGGAUACAGUCGGAAAUAAAGAUUCCAAGGAAGCUUCAACAAAAAUUGAAAGCAUGGAUGUCAAUGGGUUUCAUGUUUUGCCUUCACAAGUAACAUCUGUGAGGCGUCUGUUUGAGAGACAUCCAGACAUUGCAGUAAGGUUCUGUGCAAAGAACCAACUUCUGAGGAAUUCUUGCAUGAAUUCCCUUCUCAGCUUAAUCGAGACACUGUGUCAACCACUUGAAGAUCUCUCCAAUGAAGAUCUUGUCGGAGCAGACAUCGCACUGACUUAUGUGAAAGAUUCAGGGUUUAGUGUUGAUUGGUUGGAGAAGAAGCUGGACCAAGUAAAAGAUAUGAAGGAGAAAGAGGUGUCUGGUUUAGCCACACUCCAAGUAAUAGAUGAGAAGUUACUGAAGCUGAAGCAAAAGUGUGCUGAGCUUGAGGCUCUAGCUGAGGAGAAGAAGACCGAGUUGUUAGCCACCAGAACUCCUCUGUCAUUCGACGAUGUUGUUUGAUGACUUGAACCAGCUCAAGCUGUGCUCUUAGACAUUUGGUUUUUGCUAUAUAAGACUCUAAGUUAUCAUCUUUGUCAUUGUGCAUGUCGUUUUUUUUUGCAGUACGUUUACAUUUGGUUUUUGCUAUAUAAGACUCUAACUUAUCAUC